AUGGCUUCUACUAUCACUGCUAUAACCAUAAGCACCUUUUCAACAGGAACCGGAGGCAUGUCGUUCAGAUCUGAAGCUGCAGGUGGUUUAUCUUCUUCGAUCUGGGUCCCGGUGAAGAGAUCAUCAUGCUCGACGGUAAUCAAAGCUAUGGGGGGAGCGGCGAAGUUCAAAGGGACGCAGAUGAGAGAGAAACAGCUGACGGAGAUGAUAGAGAAGAAGGUUGUAGAAGCGAAAGAGGUCUGCGAGGGUGAUGAGACAUCUGACGAGUGCAAGGUGGCCUGGGACGAGGUGGAAGAGGUCAGCCAAGCCAAGGCCGAUCUUCGGCUCAAGCUGGAGAAACAAGAUCCUCUCGAGUCCUUUUGCCAGGAGAAUCCCGAAACCGAGGAGUGCCGCAUCUACGAGGAUUGA
Ilex paraguariensis (yerba mate) is the source of this 408-nucleotide messenger RNA. NCBI's taxonomy places the organism in Eukaryota, Viridiplantae, Streptophyta, Magnoliopsida, Aquifoliales, Aquifoliaceae. The record is from the annotation of a GenBank genome assembly.